This is a messenger RNA of Macroventuria anomochaeta, 1716 nucleotides long. RefSeq names its product clathrin adaptor, mu subunit. Gene Ontology annotation, cellular component: cytoplasmic vesicle; clathrin adaptor complex. The record is from RefSeq and is a predicted model, not a curated record. The transcript is spliced from 2 exons. Gene Ontology annotation, biological process: intracellular protein transport; endocytosis. Lineage: Eukaryota; Fungi; Ascomycota; Dothideomycetes; Pleosporales; Didymellaceae. Bases 1 to 1716 code for a protein of 571 amino acids.
AUGAGCACAAUUGAAGCUCUGUUCAUCUUUGAUGAGCAUAACACACCUCUCCUCGAACACACCUACAACGGCCGCCCCGCCUCAGGCAGCACCCUCCUGCCCCUCUACCUCUCGCACCCCACGCCGCGACCGUCGCUCAUAUACCUCCCCUCCACUAACCCCGCCACGCUCCUCUACUCUAUCGUCCAAGACCAACUGCUCUUCCUGGCCCCAUGCUCCUCGGACACUCAACCACUGCAAGUCCUCGAGUUCCUGCACCGCGUCGCCGAUGUGCUGGAAGACUACCUCGGCGCGCCGCUGCUCGCGAGUAAAAUCGAGAGCAACUAUGACGUCGUCGCGCAGCUGCUGAACGAGAUGGUGGAUGGCGGCAUCAUCAGCUGCACGGAGCCGAAUGCGCUGCGCGAUCUGGUCGAUGCGCCGUCUUUGAUGAAGAGUCUGCUGGGGAACGUAGGGUUGCCGAGCACAACACCGAGCUCUUUGGCGCCUUCCGCUACGCCGUUCUCGCUCGGGAGAGGGGGAGGCCCGAGUCCGCGGCUGGGUCCGUCGAAUGCGGCGCAGAGUACGUCGCCGGUGCCGUGGCGGAGGGCGAAUGUCAGGCAUACGAGUAACGAGAUGUACGUUGAUAUUGUCGAAACGCUGUCUGUCACGCUCUCGCCCUCUGGCCGCCCUCUCUCAGCCAUCGCAAACGGGACUAUAGCAUUCACCGCAAAAGUCUCCGGCAUCCCGGACUUGAUUCUCCACCUGGGAUGUCCAGGCGGCAUAUCAAAUGCCAUUUCACUCCCUGUCUUCCACCCCUGCGUGCGGCUCAACCGUUGGAAGGAAAGGCCUGGCCAACUAUCCUUCGUGCCACCAGAUGGCCGCUUCGUCCUCGCUGGGUAUGAGGUCGACCUCCUCGGCCCCUCCGCUCUAGACGCCUUCACCACAUCCACCACCAAGCAAAGCCUACCAAGCCUCAACAUCCCCGCCACAGUCUCCGUACAUACCUCCCUUGGCCCCAGCGGGAGCGAUUUCCAAGUCCGCCUCCAGCUCAACCCCCGCUUCACCGGCAAAUCGUCCGCGCCUCCCCCCUCUUCAGCAUCUGGGCGAGGCGGUCUCGGGUCCAGAAUCGCUGCAGGCGGCGGAGCAGGGACAUCGACCGCCCCCGCGAUCGAGGAAAUGACCAUCCACAUCCCACUCCCUUCCUCAGUGCACAACAUCCUCGACCUGCGCGUGGCGCGGGGCAUGGGCGAUGCGAGCUACGCCCCCGGAUCCGCGUCCAUCGAAUGGCGCAUCUCAUCACGCGAAAUCAGCAUGCUGAUGUCUCAAGACCGCGGCGGCGGCGUGGGAUGCCAUGCUACGUUGAGCGGGACAGUCGUGGGAGCACAGGAUGACGACGAAAACGGCGCUGGAUUCGACGACACCGCUGUCUCGCUAUCCACAGCGACAUACAACUACGACGACGAUCAAGCGUCCUCGUAUCAGUCCGCGCCGACCAGCACACCACAGCCCUCCAACUCGGCACAGGUGGACGAAAAGAGGAGGAAGGCGAAUAAGAUCCUCAUGCCGAGUGCGGCGACGGUGAGCUUCAGUGUAAAGGGCUGGCUGCCGAGUGGGAUCAAAGUGGAGAGUUUGAAUGUGGACCAGAAGAAGAGUAAGGGGUUGGGAGGGGGCGUGACGCCGUACAAGGGGGUAAAGUAUUUGUGUGUGAGUCGGAGGAGUGUGGAGUGUAGAUGUUAA